GACAGCCCUGCACACAGGAAAGCUGGGUGUGGAAGAUAGGGAAGUCAUUCACAUCUUUGCUGGAAUAAAUGCAUUUUUUCCUUGUGUUUGUUUGUUUGUUUUUAUGUCAGAGCAGAUUUGCGAGCUGGACAGCAUUGUUCAGUAACACAUACAUCUCAAUCUUGGGACACAAAGAUGUGUUUGGGAUGUCUGGCGUGAAAAUCAUUUAGUGACUGAGGCUGUGGCUGAUCUCAGAUGAAGUUCCCAUAGACAGCGCUUUGUCAAGUUUAUUGGGAUUUUCUUUUUUGGAAAGGAUAACUGUAAGGCCCAGUCACCGCUAAUGAGUUCUGCGCUUACACGCUGCACAAAGACCCCGAAAGCAGCGGCAUGGAGAACCGGAGCCGCCGGCACCCUCAACAACCCAAUGACAAGGCCGAAGAGGCCUCGACUGGGCCCACAUCCUCCAUGCCUCAGUCCCCUCUACUGUCUGGAGCUUCCUCUCUUAUCUCUCUCACCCAGACAGAGGAGUUCUUUGACCUGAUAGCCAGCUCGCAGAGCCGCAGACUGGACGACCAGAGAGCCAGUAUAGGCGAUCGGCUGGGCAUCAGAAUAGCGCAAAACAACGUGGGACACUUGUGCGAGGCGUGCAGUCCACGGGAACCUAGUGACGAGUUUUUCAACAUGCUCAUAAAAUACCAGUCCUCCAGAAUCAAUGACCAGAGAUGCUCUUUACCGCCAGCACCAGACGACCCAGAUGAAGACUUCUUCAGCCUAAUCCAGAAAGUGCAAUCCAAACGGAUGGAUGAACAGCGGGUAUCUUUUUAUCCUGACGAAAAAGAUGAGACAGACUCGAAUCAUAAGUCCAAAACCUCUGAAGGAUCAAGUUAGAGACCUUUUAUGUUGACAUCAGCCACGCAACGGUCUUAGACCAUCUGGAUGUGCGUUUUGCGUGAUCUUCAGAGGCUUGGUUUAGGCGAAUAACGUAGGACAGUAGUAGAAUUGUUACAAAGUGAUUUAAUUCGUAUUUUGCUGUCCCGGAUGCGAGCCCAAACCUCACAGGAGUGUCCGAAAGUGUUUGUGUUCCACACAUUGUUUCAUCAUGUUUGUGCAGAAGUAAAACAACACCAUGGAAAACGACGAUUAACAUACUUAUGAAGGGUAAAGUUACUAACCGCUCUCACACAAAACAGUAUAGAUCGGCGUGACAAACAAGCGUUGCGCAUAAUUCACGAGCAGGUGCGUGUCCGUUUAGCUCGAGUGGAAAGUAUGUCUCAGCACAUGCUGAAUAUGAAGUUAGUGAUUCUCAGCAGAUGGGUGAAAUUGCAUUCGGCAUGACGAUGGAUUUCCGUGGUUGGGAUCAGUCGGUGGUCUAAUUCUGCCGUAAUAAAUAAUAUGACAACUAAAUACUAGUUAGCAGCAGUGUCCUAUCAAAGAUGAGAUCUAAAAUUUGGAUAGUUUGUCUGAAAAAAGAACAUACAGUAUGAGCACUGUUUAACAUGCCGUUUUGCUGUUUUGAAAUAAACAUGAUGUUUUAGUAUGGUGUCCGUGUUGUCUUUUUAAUAGCAAAAGUAUCAGGGCUGAAUGAUAAUGGGUAAAACGGUCAUUAAAAUUAU
Messenger RNA from Triplophysa dalaica, 1592 nucleotides. RefSeq names its product G protein signaling modulator 1a (gene gpsm1a). Gene Ontology annotation, molecular function: protein binding; GTPase regulator activity. The transcript has 3 exons. NCBI's taxonomy places the organism in Eukaryota, Metazoa, Chordata, Actinopteri, Cypriniformes, Nemacheilidae. Bases 367 to 867 code for a protein of 166 amino acids. The record is from RefSeq and is a predicted model, not a curated record.